AGGAAGAAAACAACCAAAAUUUGACGUGUGAGUCUUUGAAUGAAAAUUCCAAAUCAUAUACCAAACAGUUAUCGUUGUACUCCCAAAUCAACUUCUUCGUGUAAAUUCAAUUCAACAGCUCAAAACACCCAAAUCAACGAUCCAAAACCCUAAAACCGAUCGAUAUUUUUCUUCUAUAAUUCAUCAGGUAAGUUUCACCAUUCCUCAAUUUCCACGCCAAUUAUUUCUAAUGCAAAAUUUUCCCCAUCAAAUUCCACUUCAAAUUGUCUCUAUUUGAAAUUUUAGGGUUUCGUUUCGCCUUCAAGCAACCGAAACCCUAAACGAUUUUCAACUAAUUGUGAGCUAGAUUCCAUUCGCGAACUAUAAUCGCGUUGAUAAAAAUGAAGGCUCUGAAUGGGUUAUUGGGAUUAAGAAGCAAAAAAAUUCAUGGGGUUUUCAAUUGUUUGUGUGUUAUGGUUGUGUUCUUCUUUUUUUACAAUAGGGAAGAUAUAAUUCGUAACCCACUUCUUAGACAAUCUGCAUAUUUGGUUAAUCAUAAUGGUUUAUCUCAAAAUUCGAUUUUGAAAGAUGGGGUUUCUGUGAUUCACCGUAGAUUGGCUGAGAUUAGUGCUAACACUUCAACUAUAGAUGAUGACAAAGAUUUGGUUGUUAAUAAGCGUGGAUUGUGUUUUGGAUUGCUUCAUCAUGAUGGUUAUGGUAGUUCUUGUGAAUUCUUAAAGGUCAAUCCUCAUUGCACUUCUGAAGGGUAUAUUGAUUACUUGAGGUUUUUCUAUUGUAAAUGUCAAAAUUUUAGGGUUCUUGGUUAUCUAGUAUUGGGUGUUUGGCUUGCUGCUUUGUUUUAUCUCUUGGGGAAUACUGCUGCGGAUUAUUUUUGUCCUUCGCUUGAGCAUCUCUCAACGCUGUUGAAAUUGCCUCCAACUGUUGCUGGCGUUGUGUUGCUUCCACUUGGGAAUGGGGCGCCGGAUGUGUUUGCUAGUAUAGCUUCGUUUGUUGGGACUGAUACCGGUGAAGUUGGUCUUAACAGUGUGUUAGGUGGUGCUCUUUUUGUUACAACUGUUGUUGUUGGAACUGUUUCUCUUUGUGUUGCAGAGAGGGAUGUUCAAAUUGAUCAACGGUGCUUUAUACGGGAUCUGAGUUUCUUUCUGUUCACUCUUUUUUCACUGCUUUUGAUUUUGUUUGUUGGUAAGAUUGGUAUUGGGGCAGCAAUUGUGUUUGUAUCGAUUUAUGUUGUUUAUGCAUUCAUUGUUGCUGCCAAUGAGAUAUUGCGGAAACAUGCACGGAGGUUGAAAUUGGAUGCCGUGACACCUAUGCUUCCUGUCCAAGGAAGUGUGUUCUCGAUUGGUUGUGAAGAGGAUACUAGUAUAUAUAGCUCUUUGCUUGACUUAGACAUUGAGAGUGAUCCUCCCCGUCUCCCUCCUUCCUUGCCUCAAUGGAUGUGGUCUUCAAAUGUGGCAAUAUAUUCAAACCCGACAAGUAAAAUCAGUUUUUUAGAAGAUGAUAGGCCUUGGGGAUGGAGUGAUGGAUCCACGGAAAACACCAGGUUGUCGUUCACUGUAUCGAAGCUCUUUUUACUCAUGGAGAUGCCACUUGCAAUUCCUAGACGCCUAACAAUUCCAAUGGUUAACGAGGAAGAUUGGUCGAAGCCGAUCGGUAUAGCCAGUGCUUCAUUGGCUCCCAUUCUCUUGGCCUUUUUGUGGAGCACCCAAGAUAAUGUGAGUUCUACAAGUAUUAUGCUUGCUUAUUGUUUUGGUAUUUCUGUUGGAUGCACCCUUGGUGUUCUUGCAUACAAAUACACAGAAUCUAAUCGUCCGCCGUCUCAUCAUUUGAUUCCCUGGGUUCUUGGAGGAUUUGUUAUGAGCAUAGUGUGGUUCUACAUAAUAGCAAAUGAACUUGUGGCUCUGUUAGUAGCAUUUGGUGUAAUUUUCGGAAUUAAUCCAUCAAUUCUGGGAUUAACUGUAUUAGCAUGGGGAAAUUCAAUGGGAGAUUUAAUGUCAAAUGUUGCAUUGGCAUUGGAUGGGCAUGAUGGAGUUCAGAUAGCUUUAUCUGGAUGCUUUGCAGGUCCUAUGUUCAACACACUUGUUGGUUUGGGGGUCUCGUUGCUGCUUGGUGCAGUUUCAAAGAAACCUUCUCUGUACGUGGUGCCUGAAGACGGUAGCUUAUUUUACACCAUGGGAUUUCUUAUCACAGGACUUCUAUGGUCACUUGUUGUUUUACCGCGCAACAACAUGCAACCCAGCAAAAUGUUAGGAAUGGGUCUCAUUGGCCUUUAUAUGCUAUUUCUUUCUUUCAGAGUCUGUACUUCUAUGGGGAUAAUAACAAUGGCUGGUUUAAGUUAGUCUUUUCACGAUUGAUAAUGGUCAUUCUUUCUAGUUCUUUUUGGCCAUGAACUAUACUGUAAUUUCUGUCGUGCAGAUAGCUGAUAUAUAGGACAACAGAAAUUCUGGAAAGAAAAAAAUGCUCUCGAUGUAUAGCAUGAAUGAGUUACUGGUCCAGUUGAAGAUGUCAUUGUUGUAUAUCCAAACAUUUUGUUGAAUAUAGAUAAGCUUACCACUUACCAAACCAGAUUGAAUAAAAAUAAAAAUGGCUUCAGCAUUCUAGCAUUC
This is a messenger RNA of Trifolium pratense (red clover), 2603 nucleotides long. Its product is annotated as cation/calcium exchanger 4-like. Gene Ontology annotation, molecular function: monoatomic cation transmembrane transporter activity. The transcript has a single exon. The coding region runs from base 381 to 2336 and encodes 651 amino acids. Gene Ontology annotation, cellular component: membrane. Gene Ontology annotation, biological process: monoatomic cation transport; transmembrane transport. The record is from RefSeq and is a predicted model, not a curated record. NCBI's taxonomy places the organism in Eukaryota, Viridiplantae, Streptophyta, Magnoliopsida, Fabales, Fabaceae.